AGUUUUAAAAGCAUUUUCAUUUUUCUUCCUCGUCGUGUAUUAUUAUUUAAGAGUUGCCGAUUGCAGGCAGAUAGUGAUCAUUUGUUGGUUGAGGUUUAAAUCUCGUCGUUGUUCUAUCUUGCUCGGCGUCGGAAGUCGGUACUCUGUUCCCGAACCCUAAAAUUGGGUUUUAGGGGAAGACUCGAAAACCCUAAUAUCACUCUCAUUCCUCUGCUGAAUACUUCAGCCAUGUAUGGUGGUGAUGAGGUAUCCGCUAUAGUUAUUGACCUUGGUUCUCACACUUGCAAAGCUGGUUAUGCCGGAGAAGAUGCUCCCAAGGCUGUUUUCCCCUCCGUUGUUGGAUGUAUUGAUGAAAUGGAUGUUGAUGACACCACAAGUACUGAAAAGAAUUCUGGAUCUGCUGGAGAAUCUAAAAGUAAUGCUAAAAGUCUCGAUACUGACAAAGGAAAGGGAAAACGCAAACUAUACGUCGGUUCUCAAGCUUUAGGGUUCCGCCGUGAUAAUAUGGAGGUACUUUCACCUAUAAAGGAUGGAGUUGUUGUUGACUGGGAUAUGGUCGAUAGCAUAUGGGAUCAUGCAUUCAGGGAAUGUCUGCUGAUUGAUGCUCAAGAACAUCCCAUGCUACUUGCUGAACCAUCUUCUAAUUCACAACAACAGAGAGAAAGGACGGCUGAGAUUAUGUUCGAGAAGUACAAAGUUCCUGCAUUGUUUUUGGCAAAAAAUGCUGUUCUCACGUCAUUUGCAUCAGGUCGUGCUACAUCACUUGUUGUUGACAGUGGUGGUGGAUCAACAACUGUUGCCCCAGUACAUGAUGGCUAUGUUCUACAAAAGGCUGUUGUAUCUUCUCCUGUUGGUGGAGAAUAUCUCACUGAUUGUUUGUUAAAAAGUUUGGAGAGCAAAGGUAUCAAGAUAAUGCCAAGAUACUCUUUCAAGAGAAAGGAAAUACGACCAGGAGAAUUUCAGAUUGUGGAACUUGAUUUCCCUAAUACAACUGAAAGUUACAAAUUAUACUCACAGAGGGUAAUUGCUAGUGAUAUUAAAGAAUGCGUAUGUCGAGCACCAGAUACUCCUUAUGAUGAAAGUGCAUAUUCAAAUAUCCCAAUGACGCCAUAUGAACUUCCUGAUGGCCAGACAAUUGAAAUUGGGGCUGAUAGAUUCAAGAUUCCCGAUGUUCUGUUUAACCCUUCGUUGGCACAGACUAUUCCUGGGGUGGAAAGUUUCACCGAGACAGGUCGCUCAGUUCAGGGAUUGCCACAUAUGGUAAUCGAGAGUAUAAAUAAGUGUGAUGUGGAUAUUCGCAGAGAACUGUUUAGUAGUAUACUGCUUGCUGGUGGAACAGCUUCAAUGCAACAGCUCAAAGAACGACUUGAGAAAGAUUUGUUAGAGGAGUCUCCUCAAGCUGCUAGGGUUAAAGUAUUGGCGAGUGGAAAUGCAACUGAAAGAAGAUUCAGCGUCUGGAUAGGAGGGAGUAUAUUGGCCUCUCUUGGUUCAUUUCAGCAAAUGUGGUUCUCCAAAUCCGAGUACGAAGAACAUGGGGCUUCCUAUAUUCAAAGAAAAUGCCCGUAGAUGUUAGAUAUCAUCCUUGGAAAUGAUAAAUUACGAAAGGUUCAUUUCCUGCUCCACGGAAGAACAAAGAUUAUCUUGCUAGCUGUUUUGUCAAAGGUUCAAACUAGCAGGUUUCAUUUUAUCCUAAAUUUGUAUGUUUUUUCUUUUCUAUGAUUCCAGCUGUUCCGGACGCUUGAUCCGAAUGUAGGUUUCUUCUCAGGGACAACAGGUCAUUAACUUUUAAUUUCAUUAGGCAACUUCUGUAGAAAUUAUUGUAUAACUCCCCAGUCAGUCACUUGUUUGCAGUGCAGGAUAAAACGCCAUCUAUCCCUUGUUAUACAAUGCUAGUAGAUAGGUUUGAAAUUCACUCCCAUCUUUUACAUAAUUGGCUGUUUUAUUUGUA
Messenger RNA from Cucurbita pepo subsp. pepo (vegetable marrow), 1948 nucleotides. It is a transcript of the gene ARP4A, whose product is annotated as actin-related proteins 4A. The record is from RefSeq and is a predicted model, not a curated record. Lineage: Eukaryota; Viridiplantae; Streptophyta; Magnoliopsida; Cucurbitales; Cucurbitaceae.